Molecule: messenger RNA, 1989 nt
Organism: Branchiostoma floridae (Florida lancelet)
Lineage: Eukaryota; Metazoa; Chordata; Leptocardii; Amphioxiformes; Branchiostomatidae
Product: sia-alpha-2,3-Gal-beta-1,4-GlcNAc-R:alpha 2,8-sialyltransferase-like
Exons: 3
Coding region: 213-1295 (360 amino acids)
Biological process (GO): oligosaccharide metabolic process; N-glycan processing
Molecular function (GO): alpha-N-acetylneuraminate alpha-2,8-sialyltransferase activity
Source: RefSeq, a predicted model, not a curated record
GAAACACAGCCAGCACCAGGGACAGGGAAACACGGUCAGCACCAGGGACAGAGAAACACAGUCAGCACCAGGGCCAGGGAAACACAGUCAGCACCAAGGACAGGAAAACACAUUUAGCACCAGGAACAAGGAAACAAAGUCAGCACCAGGGCUAGGGGCAGGAAAACACCGUCACAACCAGGGACAGGGCCUUGUUUGGUUGUGAACUAGCAAUGGAGACUCUGCGAAUGCUAUUAUACAUGGUUCUUUGUGCCCUCAUAUGGCUUAUGUUCAUCGCCACGUACGUGUACCCAACACUGCGCACACCCGUGUCACAUGUCCAACAUCCUAUUUACGUUAUCAGGACAGGAAAGCCCCCUGUUGGAAAAAUGUCCGUCUCAUUAUCUUCUCCUCGAUUUCCAACACUAAUGGAUAGGAUAUCGGCCCACUUUAACGAGACGAACAUCAAAGAACUGCAGACAUACACUACGAAAUAUCUUAGUCCCAAACGACACAUCAUCAACUUUUCGGACUUCGACGUCUUCUUGGAAAAAUGCGACGUUCAAAUGUUCACGCUUCUGAACUCGUUUGGGAAGAGAACCUGUGACGUAGUACACACUCCCAUCAGGACGUACAGCGCAUGCGCUAUCGUGGGGAGUAGUGGUGCACUUCUGGGUAGUAGAUGUGGUGAGGAGAUAGACUCGCACGACUUCGUCAUUCGGCCUAACCUCUCGCCCACUCUAUUCUACGAAAAAGACGUUGGGAGCAAAAACAACAUGACGACUGUGAACGACAGAGUGUUAAAAGAAAUCAGCCAAGCACUAACAUCGACUGAGACGGCCGUGAAGAAAGCUAUGGUAAUACGUUUGACGGACCACCCGGGACUGGUAUUGAGUUACCCGUUGGAAGUUUUGCGUGCCCCGCCGAGAAAGGUGCCACUGGCGGAGUUGAAGACCGUUGCAAAGGCCGUCAGGGACAACAACCUCCCGGUUGUCGUAACUUUUGCGCACCAAUCAGUCAUGAAGAGUAAAAGAUUGUAUGCAAGUCAGAUCUGGGGUGGGAAGACAUGGAGUCUUCCCUCAACCGGCAUUAACACCUUUGCGCUGGCUUCGACCUUCUGUGACCGAAUCUCUCUAUACGGCUUCAACCCCAUUCAGUUUGACAAUAGCACUAAAGGUGCCGUCCCCUACCACUAUUACGGACUGGGCAAGAUGGACAACCCAAACCACAUGCUGUGGGAGGAGUUUGCCAUGUACCAGGACCUUCAUAAGAGGGGAAUCAUCAGACAUGUUAUUGGGAAAUGUAACCUCAAGUAAGGCCUACGUCACAUUUCCAAACCGGGGCCCGGCAGGGCAGCUUGCUUUGUUAUAUUUCAUCGAAUAAAUGUGUGGGGAAACAAAUUGAAAUAUGCUUAUCUUAUACCUCAGGUGAAAGAAUAAGCUGUAAAUUUUGAGUGACCCAUACUCAAGUGAAUAGUUUCAGUUUGUUUGUAAGUCAGUGAAUAACAAGAUUCUUUGUACACAACAAAGUAUUGUAUUCCACAGACAUUUCAGUCACAAUCUGUAACCUUCCUUAGGACAAUUCUGACAUUAACUUGUAAGCAGCGACACCUAUGCUGCAGUGCAGUAUGAACCAGUCAUAGUUGCUCUGGGGAAGGUGAGAGAUAAUGAUCACCUAAUUAUCGGUGGAAAAAAGCACUUGGUUGCGCACCAAGAAUCUGGUAUCCAGUGACCUGUACUGUAUAUGUACUUAAUUCUGUGUAAUGUACUUAAGACACAGCAGUAAAGUGAUAAAACUUUUAUUUCCAGUUCAAGUGGCUUCAGUAGAUGUAGCAAAUUUGAUAUGGACAACAGUACAUGUAUGUUAAAGACCAAGCAAGCAAGGGAUGUAUCUCCAAACUGGACUACGAAAUCAAGGAUAAUUAUGAUCCAAAACGCCAUUUUCUGCUGACAGAGCUCCAAACAUAUUACAUGGGGACUUCAAUUCUCACAGCAAUAAAUUUUUGAUGAA